AUGGUUCCAGAAACGUGUUACCUCUAUGCGAUUAUCACUUGUUACAAAGUUGUCACAGCCAACUACAAUCAACAACUGCUGCAAAGUUCGCUCAGAUCUAAGGUACUUGAAGCUCGGGCGGUUGCCUACGCGGUCGAUCUGGAUAAAAAUAAUAAUUCUCCCACACUUAACACAAUGCUCUUAUCUUCAUUCAAACACGAAGAAAUAAUGACAGUAACAAAACAAGUGUUCUUUACAAGUUAUUCCUACGAACUCAUACCGACGGAUAGUAACAAACAAAAAAAUGGUCCUUCGAGCCGGAUCGCUACGACGUGUGUAGUGAAUUACUGGUGCCGAGCUUACGACGCGACGACGCCCAGGAAAUACGACGGAUCGAGCCCUCGACCAGGACGCCAAAACAGGGAACAACUGGUGCCGAGCUUACGACGCCACGACGCCCAGGAAGUUCAACGGAUCGAGCCCUCUGCGGUGACGACAUCCUCUUCAGCAGUUUACACGGACAUCGACGUCCACCCCAUCCACUCGUCCAACCAGGACGCGGCAGCAAAAGAAGUACUGGUGCCGAGCAUUCAACGCCACGACGCCCAGAACGCCCGACGGAUCGAGCCCCCCGUGGUGACGACAUCCCUGCGGAAGCUGCACAUAAUCACUGAAGCCACCCUUGUCCACGCGACAAACCACAGGACGCCACAACAAAGGACAGCACAAGAUCAACUUGAAUUAUUAACAAUUGAAAAUGAUGCCGAUCCCGCCGAGCCAGACGAAAACGAGCGAUUUGAAUAUGAAAACCGUUACUACGAAUUAUGUUCAAAGGCAGAAGAAUUAAUCGAUAAGUUUACAAUUAAGGCAUCUAGUAGUUCUACCAAUAUUAAAUUGCCCACUAUCGAGUUACCUCAUUUUGACGGGGAAUAUACAAGUUGGACGGCCUUUUACGAUAGUUUCCGUACCCUUAUUCAUGAAAACACCAACUUAGAAAAAAUACAAAAAUUGCAUUAUUUGCGUUCCUGCCUUGGGGACGAACCAAAACGAAUUAUUGAUAAUCUAUCUAUAUCCGCUCAAAGUUAUGACACUGCUUGGCGAUUACUCAAAGAGCGUUAUCAUAGUAAGCGCUUAAUUGUUCACAAUCACAUCCACGGCCUUUUUAAUUUAACACAAGUUAACAAAUCUCCAAAUUCAUUGCGGACGCUUUUAGAUCAGUUAAAUGCAAAUUUAGAGUCGCUAAAAGCUCAAAAUUUAGAUGUAACUAAUUGGGAUCCAGUUCUUAUUUAUUUGGUGUCCACAAAAUUUGACUUUGCGACAAAACGGGAAUGGGAAUCAAAAUUAAAAAACAAUGAACUGCCAACGCUGAAGGAAAUGACGACCUUCAUAUCACAGCGUUGCCAAACACUUGAAUCAAUGGAAUUUUGCAACUCUUUCGAAGUAAAUUCGGAAAACCCGCGGUACAACUUCACAAAAUCUAAGUUUCCCGAAGUUAAACGUAAAUUAACGAUAUGUCCAAAGUGUAAACAAUCAUCCCAUUGUUUCGUACAACAAUGUACGGCUUUUUUACAACUUAGCAUCCAAGACCGCAUUAACGAAGUAAAAAGGCUAAAACUUUGCUUAAAUUGUUUACGCGAGGGCCACGACGCUAGAUCAUGUACCUCCCGGUAUUGUAGAACGUGUAAUGGCAGGCACCACACAUUACUACACUUACAAAAAAGGGAACCGCAAAGUGUAAAUAACCAUAGCUGUUCGACUGAAUUUAAGUCACUCACGUUGCUUUCCACAGCCGUAAUUAAAAUUAGGGACGGUAAUGGCCAGCUUCACAAAGUUAGAGCGCUUUUGGACAUCGGUAGUGAUAGUAAUUUUAUCACCGAUAAAUUAUGCCGACUGUUAAAACUAAAUUUAAAUAAAUGUCAGGUGUCUAUUGCUGGUAUAGGGCAAACUAGUACUACUCUCACUCGGGCUGCAAAGGUCUUUAUUAAAUCACUUUGUGACAAUUAUUCAAACACAAUCAGCUGUUUGGUACUGCCAGAAAUCACCAAUAAUUUACCAGUCGAAACAUUUGACCCUACACCAUUGCGAAUACCGGAUAAUUUAACUUUGGCGGAUCCUGAAUUUUAUAUAUCGGGCGAAAUAGACCUUUUAAUCGGAGCCGGACUAUUUUACGACAUUUUGAGAGAAGGGCGUAUAAAAUUACAAAACAACAUUACUUAUGUACAGAACAGCUGCUUUGGGUGGCUAGUGGGCGGCCCAUAUACAAAUGUGGGUCUGCAGUGUCAAGGGCCAAGAGAAAAUUCCUGCCUCUUAAGCACCAACAGUCUGGAGCACCAGAUGUCAAAAUUCUGGGAAUUGGAGGGCAUGGAUAAUAACGUAAAUUUCACCACUGAACACGAAGCCUGCGAAAUUUCAUUCGUCACCACAACUAAAAGGGACCCAGAUGGUCGGUUUUUAGUAGCGCUUCCCGUUAAAACAAGACCUCUGGAUAUUGGCCAAUCAAAAAGAACCGCAAUAAACCAAUUUAAAAGCCUUGAAGGUAAAUUCGGACGAAACCACGGUUUAAGGGACGAGUAUAACAAAUUUCUAGGGGAAUAUCUUGCGUUAAAUCACAUGGAAAGGGUUACAGUUCCGGACGAUCCUUCCAUUCAGUGUGUUUACUUACCCCACCAUCCCGUUAUUAAAGAAACGAGUCUUACCACCAAAACUCGAGUUGUUUUUAAUGCUAGUUCCCGGACAAGUAAUGGGCAGAGCUUAAACGACAACUUAAUGACAGGGCCUAAUUUGCAAGCAGAUUUGUUCUCGAUUAUAGUUAGAUGUCGCUUACACAAAUACGUACUAUCAGCUGAUCUUUCAAAAAUGUUUAGACAAAUAUGGGUACGACCUGAAGAUCGGGAUUUACUUCGUAUCGCGUAUAGAUUUGAUCAGACGGAACCGAUACAAGUAUUUCGACUAAAAACGGUAACAUAUGGUUUAAAUUGCGCACCGUUUCUUGCAAUGCGUUGUUUGCGAGAAUUGGCAUACGAGGCAAGUGCGGACUACCCACAAGCUGCAAAAACGAUUUUGAAUUCGUUCUACAUGGAUGAUUUGUUAGUCGGGGUGGAUAACGUAGACGAAGGUAUCAAGUUACGUGACGACCUAAACAAUAUUUUAAAGGGCGGAGGUUUUGAACUUUACAAGUGGGCCUCGAAUGAAACUAAGCUUUUACCAAACCAGGAUAGUGAAAAUAAUACCGCAGUUGUUAGAUUGGACAGUAAUUUUGAAACCAAAGCACUAGGUCUAACUUGGAAUUGUCAAAGGGACUUAUUCAAAUACCAAUUGGCCGCGAUUAAACUGCCUAAGGUGGCCACGAAACGCAACGUUUUAUCAAUUAUUGCUAAAAUUUUUGACCCUUUAGGCCUCUUAAGCCCAAUGUUAAUAGUAGCAAAGAUCUUAUUACAAAAAUUGUGGCAACUUAAAUUAAACUGGGAUGAACCGAUACCAUCUGAAUUAAGCGAAACCUUUCACCAUUUUUGCGCAAAUUUACACCGAAUCGACGAAUUUGUAAUUCCGCGAUGUAUUAAUUACUUUUCUCCGCAAAUUCUAGAGUUACAUGGAUUUUGUGACACUAGUAAAGAAGCUUAUGGGGCCGCGAUUUAUGUAGUUGCCGUUGGUGAAAACAAGCAACGACAAAUAAAUUUACUUUGUUCAAAAUCUCGUGUUGCUCCACUUAAACCAACAACAAUUCCGCGACUGGAACUAUGCGCGGCGGUUCUUCUCGCAAAACUUACAGUGAAGAUUAUUAACACGUUGGAUAUAUGCGUUGGGAAGAUUUAUUUGUGGUCAGACUCUAUGAUAACCCUAUCUUGGAUAGCAGCUGAGCCAAAAAGAUGGGAGCCCUUUGUCGCACACCGGGUGGCGGCAAUUCAGGAAAUGACAAAAAGGGAACAAUGGCACUAUGUAAAUAGUCAACAAAAUCCUGCAGAUAUAAUUACAAGGGCUUUUCUAUUAAAAGAUUCGUCACAUUGGCCUAAGCCUCCUAGUCAUGUAACAGAACUUCCGCCGGAAAGACGCAAUGUAACACUAGUGUCUCAAACACAACCAGAUUUAAACGUUUUCCAUCGACCAUGCAUCAGUGCAUUGUUCGAUCACAUUUCUCCAUUCCUAAAAAUUAAUGAAGAAAUAACGUUCACAGUCACGUCCCUGAAUAUGGAAAUCAGCAUCCUUGAAUCUAAAAAACUCAUUCGAAAUUGGCUUCCAUUCCAGCUGAUCGCUCCUUGA
Messenger RNA from Zophobas morio, 4236 nucleotides. RefSeq lists its product as uncharacterized. The record is from RefSeq and is a predicted model, not a curated record. The coding region runs from base 1 to 4236 and encodes 1411 amino acids. The transcript has 7 exons. NCBI's taxonomy places the organism in Eukaryota, Metazoa, Arthropoda, Insecta, Coleoptera, Tenebrionidae.